AUGAAGGAAGAACGGAACGACCACCAAAGUUCUCCCCAAAUUGAAGACCACGCCUCUAACUCCGCCUCAACUCCGCCUGUUAUGAAUAUUAAAAGUAAAAGCGCUUUAUUGGUGGGGAUAGGACGCUAUCGCCCAAAAGGGAGCCGGAGGGACGCCUCGGCAUUAGCCCUAAAAACUGGGUUCGAGUCCCAGCAAAGUAAGGAAAGCAGCCUACUAGAAUCAGGAAGGGAGGAGAAAGAGAGCACCCUGCAAAAGUCAGAAAGAGAUAGGGAAAAAAGUAACCCUCAGAAACCAGGAAGGGAUGAAAGAAAAGAAGACAGAAAGCAUAAAGAUAAAACAGAUACCGAAAGCUUAGAGAACGAUCAAGAGGAAAGGAUUGGCUAUUCAUAUUGUACCAGGACUGCUGAACGGAAAACCAAGGACAAGGAGGGAGAGAAAGCAAAAAUAAUUAACUGGGCAGCUCUUUAUAAUGUUAGACAAGGGCGAGAUGAGACGCCUUCGGAAUUCUUAGACAGACUUAGAGCUGCCAUGAGAAUAUAUACACCCUCAGAUCCUGUGUCAAAAGCAGUUUUACCUCAAGGUCAAAGGCCACAGAGAGAUGGUACUCUUCAUGUAGAUGAUCUGCUAAUAGCAACUGGGACAGAAGAAGAAUGUGUUAAAUGGACUAUUUCUCUGUUGAAUUUCCUGGGUUUAAGCAGAUAUCGAGUCUCUCAACAGAAAGCGCAGUUGGUGCAAGAAAAAGUAGUGUACCUGGGAUAUGAAAUUUCCAGAGGACAACGAUCCCUAGGAACAGCAAGAAAAGAAGCCAUCUGCCAAAUGCCUAAACCCGAAACGGUGAGAGAUCUACGAGCCUUUCUAGGGAUGACAGGUUGGUGCCGUUUAUGGAUUUAUCAAUACGGGAUACUCGUUAAACCACUGUAUGAUUUGCUGAAAGAGUCUAAGAGUGUCCUAGUCUGGACUCCCGAAGCAGAGGGAGCUUUUAAGAGACUGAAACACGAACUCAUAAAAGCUCCAACCUUGGGCCUGCCCGAUGUAACAAAACCAUUUUAGCUGUUCUCUCAUGAAUGGCAAGGAAUGGCUUUAAGAGUCUUGGCACAACAGUUGGGACCACACAAAAGAGCCGUGGCUUAUUUCUCCAAACAGUUGGAUGAAGUAAGCAAAGGAUGGUCCAGCUGUCUGAAAGCGGUGGCCGCAGUGAUCAUAAACAUAGAAGAGGCCAGAAAACUUACGAUGGGUCAGAAAAUGACUGUGUUAGUGUCCCACACUGUGUCCGCUGUACUAGAACAAAAAGGUGAUCAUUGGCUGUCGCCUUCCAGAUUCCUAAAGUACCAAGCAAUCCUAGCUGAGUCAGAUGAUAUAACCAUUCAAGUCACUAACAUUGUGAAUCCAGCCUCAUUUCUAGAAGGAAGAAUGUCAGCAGAAUCAAUCGAACACGACUGUCUAGAGACCAUCGAAGCUGUCUACUCCAGCCACCCAGACCUCAAAGAAGAUACAGACAACUUGUUCUCUGACGGCAGUAGCUUCGUGAAGCAAGGAGUAAGGAUGGCAGGCUAUGCAGUAACCACAACGGAAGAGGUAAUCGAAUCAAAUCCUUUACCGACAGGGACUUCAGCCCAGAAGGCAGAACUGAUAGCUCUUACCCGAGCCCUGGAAUUAGCAGAAGGCAUACGAAUUAAUAUUUGGACAGAUUCAAAAUAUGCUUUCUCCUUCAUGCACGCUCAUGGAGCAAUUUAGAAAGAAAGAGGACUGCUAACUGCUCAAGGGAAAACAGUCAAACAUGCAGAGGAAAUUCUACAAUUGUUAGAAGUAGUCCAACUCCCAACACAAGUGGCCAUAAUACAUUGCAAGGGACACCUGAAAGGUAACACUGUUCCAGAAAUAGGAAAUAGGAAAGCUGAUGCAGAAGCUAAAUUAGCUGCUGCAAGGACCGAAGAAGUGACUGUAACAGCUUUAGUACCAGGAGAGCUAGAUCCUAGCUUUCAACCAGAUUAUCAGGAAUCAGACCAUAGGUGGAUUCAAAAGAACAAAAGCAAAUUGUUAGACAAUGGAUGGGGUCAAUUAGAAGGCACAUUAGAGUUUAGAUCCACUUUAUCAGUAUUUGCAAACUAGAAUAGCAGGACCAAAUUAUUCACUACCAUAAAACAGGUUACAUCCCAGUGCAAACGAUGCCUGAAGAAUAACCCAAACACAGGGACCAAGAUACACCAAGGGGCAAUAAAUUGAGGUAAAUUCCCAGGUGAAGUAUGGCAAAUUGAUUUCUCUGAACUCCCAAGAAAAGGGGGGUAUCGGUAUUUAUUGGUGCUAACUGAUACGUUUUCUGGGUGGCCUGAAGCAUUCCCCUGCAGAACAAAGAGAGAGAGGUAACUAAAGUCUUACUAAAUGAAAUUAUACCACGGUUUGGAGUACCAAGAAGUAUAUCCUCAGACAGGGGUUCACAUUUCUGUGCGAAGGUUGUGAAAGCAAUAAGCAAAGCACUGCAAAUUAAAUGGCAAUUGCAUACGCCCUACAGGCCACAAGCCAGUGGGCAAGUAGAAAAGAUGAAUCAUCUUAUCAAACAACAAAUUGCUAAAAUAUGCCAAGAAACUAACUUCCAAUGGUAUCAAGCUUUGCCUAUUGCUCUGAUUAGAUUGAGAGUCAAACCUCGAUCAAAAGAAAAGCUGAGCUCGUUUGAAAUUCUGUAUGGUAGACCUUAUACUAUGCAAAUUGUGAAUAGUGAUGCUAUAGACCAAAUAGGUAAUCAAUAUAUAUAUGAUUAUGUAAUUGCUGUAGGGAAACAUUUUGAUAAAAACACCAUGGUAGUAAUAGAACACCAGCCCAAACAACCUAACUGUAAACUGCAUCCGUUUAACCCCGGUGAUUGAGUGUAUGUUAAGAAUCUUUUAGGAAAACCCCUACAAGAGAAGUGGGAGGAACCUUUCCAAGUGCUGCUGACCACCUUCACCACAGUGAGGAUCAAGGAGCGACCUACAUGGAUUCACUAUUCUCGAGUCAAGAGAGCUCCGGAAGAUAAGCAAGAAGACCCAACAUUAUGAAUCCGACUCCCUUCCAAACCCUUUCAACACUGACCAUUGGACUCUUGAUAAGUAUUGUUUUAUCCCAAAACCCUACUCCAGAAGGGCUGUAGUCUAGUGCAUGCACACUACCACGCUCUGAGGAAAACCCAGAUUUUGAGAUUUACGUUUUACAUAACAAUAUUAGUGAAUAAGUUAAGUACCAUCACUUCUAAUUUGGGAAAGCUUUAAGCUCAUCUAUGCUAACUUUAGCAGAGACACAAUCAUUGGUGGUCAGAUUGAUGACCUUAGUAGCCAACCACACUGCUGAAGAUUUUGUUAAAAUUGCUGACUAUACUGGAGAUAUUAGCAAAG
This is a messenger RNA of Pipra filicauda (Wire-tailed manakin), 3365 nucleotides long. RefSeq lists its product as uncharacterized. Lineage: Eukaryota; Metazoa; Chordata; Aves; Passeriformes; Pipridae. The record is from RefSeq and is a predicted model, not a curated record. Gene Ontology annotation, molecular function: nucleic acid binding; RNA-DNA hybrid ribonuclease activity.